AUGCGGUUUACUACGGUAGCAUUUGCUUUGAUCGUAUUUAUUGUCGUCUUUUCGAUAUUUGUUGCUAACCUUGCCAACUUGAUCGGUAUCGACAAGCAAUUAAGUAACCGGCUCGAUGCCGCAUCGAACGAUGGGGAGCAAAGGCAGCCCAAACAGCUGAAGCUGGAUGAUCAGCACAAUCAUUUGAUGUGGUUUUUACAGGUUUCCGACAUACAUAUUAGUAUGUAUCUGGAUCCGGCCCGUGUACCGCAGUUGAUCGAAUUCUGCAACCGAACCGUUGAUAUCAUCGCACCAUCAGUAGUACUGGCCUCGGGAGAUCUAACCGAUGCCAAAACGUCAAACUUUCUCGGUUCCCAACAGCACGAACAGGAGUGGCGUUGGUAUCACGAGGUGCUGCGGGACACGAACGUGCUGAACAAAACGGUGUGGCUGGACAUUCGUGGAAAUCAUGACAACUUUAAUGUGCCCGCACUGCAAACCCGGCAGGAUCUAUUCACAAACUAUUCCGCUCAAGGCAGACACCAUACCCGGUCAUACAUGCAUCAGGUGGCAGCGGGUGGUGAACGUUACACAUUCAUUGCCGUUGACGCUUGCUUAGAUCCGGGACCGAAACGGCCCUUCAAUUUUGUCGGAAUGCUGUCGAGGAAUGAGACGCAACAUCUGAUAAAUCUAGCCGAACGGUCCCGGGAGCUCAACACGAACUACACCAUUUGGUUCGGACACUAUCCCACAUCGUGCAUCCUUACGCCGGGACUAGGUACGGGUGGUAUCCGUAAUCUAAUUGGUCGAUACCGGGAGGCUUACGCGUAUCUGGCCGGACAUUUCCAUACGCUCGGUGGAGCCGUACCCCGGAUGUAUACGCUGCAGGAGGAAGGGUUUCUCGAGCUAGAACUUGGCGAUUGGAUGCGCAACCGACGGUAUCGGCUGGCGGCUUUCGAUCAUGGUCUCUUCUCGUUCGUCGACAUCCAUCACAACCAGUGGCCGGUGGUGCUGGUGACGAAUCCAAAGGACGCUUUGUUCAACAUUCCAGGGAAGGAAGAUCUACAGUCGAUCGUGGACUCUACGCACAUACGUAUGCUGAUCUUUUCGCCGGCGAAAGUGGUAGAAUGUCAGGUGAAAAUAGACGGUGCCAGUUGGCAAGAUUGCCAACGCAUCAGCCAUCAGCUGUUCGUUGUACCGUGGGAACCGAAGCGUUACAAACGUGGGCUGCAUAAGCUUUUGGUCUACGUGCUGGAUGCGGAUGGAAGAAGCCGUGUGGUGGAGCAACGGUUUACCCUGGACGGGUCUCGGUUGCAGUUCGAUUUUCUGGCCAAACUGGUGCUGAUGUAUGAUACAAACAAAGUGUUUCAAACAUUUUUCAGCGUGGCGUUGAUCAUCUAUUUGGUACCGUUGUGUGUGUUUCGUAUAUGGCAUACCCUGGUUCGCAAGGGCACUGUGGCAAGGCCCCGCCUGCGGACAUUAUGCUGCGGUGGAUGGAUACGAAAAAUGUGGAUUUUGUCGACUGUCGAUCGUCUGAUGUUUCCUAUCGUGGGAUACUGCCUCUAUCUGACCUGCGGCCCAUGGUCCAUCGGAGAAGUCAUCGACGGCCACAUGGGGGUGGUGUUUGUGUGGGGUAUUUUUGUAAAUAACGCGUUUCUGCCUGGCACGCUCACCUAUUUGUAUGGAUUUUUUCAACUAAUGCUCUGUCAGCUUCCAUUGACCAUAAUAUUUGCCAACAACGUCGUACGACGCUUUUAUCGUCGUUCCGGUGAGAAGAACUACGGUUGGACAAUGGCACUGUGGAAAAAUUCUGCAUUUAUUCUGAUUAUGACAGUCGAGGUUUUACUGGCCGCGAUAUUUUGGAACUCGUACGGAUUACUGGCCUUCAUCAUUACACCACUUCGAGCAUGGUCCAUUGUAUUGAAUGUAAUCCUCUGGUACCAGUCGCGCUACAUUCCGGAAAAAUGUCUACGUUCCGCAUCUGCCGUUUGGUCGUCCUCUGAACCAAAACUUUCAUCGUUGGCGAACUAAUGAGCAAUGUGCCGGCAAACGAUAACUACGAAUAAUAGCGAACACCAUCGCAAUUGGUUUCCUGGUAGUUGUGUAUAAGAAGUUUGGUUUUUGAUUAUCUGAAAUUUCGCCUCGACUACACGUUGCCUUCUCUUAACUGAAGCUGUAUUCAGCUGGAAACACCGUUUUGUUACAAUUUACAUAAGUACUUCAAAUAGUCAUAUAUGUGAUCCAAACUGAUGAAAAAUCUAUGUGUACAAUUUUCAUUUAACAUUCACUCUAGUCACCGUCAUUGAGAAACACUUUGAGCACAGGGAAAUUCAAACAUACAAACAUAAUCACUAGAAAUGCUUAUUUAACUCUCUAUGGAAAUGUCAUCUUGUUGAAUUGCAGUAGUCUGGACUCAUUCAGCAAUUUCAUCAACUAUUGCAACAAUCACCACCGUGUCACGAUACCAAAAAAAAAAAGGUUUAAAUAUUUGCAGUUUUUUGCAAGCAAUAUUUAGCAAAGAUAUGGUACCCAUGUACACCCAUGUUCUAACGAAGUUAAUUAGUGGAGCUGUUAGUGAAACAUAUUGUAUCUUGGAGAAAAGUAUUAAUUGUGACUGGUGUAUUGCGUUCAGAACUAACAUGAUCGUAUGUAUUGAUUAUUUUGUUACAAGUAUACCAUAACAUGUUGUGAGAAACUAAUAAAAUGUGACGACUGUAAACCGUGA
Molecule: messenger RNA, 2704 nt
Organism: Anopheles gambiae (African malaria mosquito)
Lineage: Eukaryota; Metazoa; Arthropoda; Insecta; Diptera; Culicidae
Product: transmembrane protein 62
Exons: 4
Coding region: 1-2010 (669 amino acids)
Molecular function (GO): hydrolase activity
Source: RefSeq, a predicted model, not a curated record